Messenger RNA from Vitrella brassicaformis, 2744 nucleotides. Lineage: Eukaryota; Vitrellaceae. The record is from the annotation of a GenBank genome assembly.
AGCAUGCGUCCAACGUCCGCCAUAUGGACGAACAAACAAACAAACACACACACACACACAGAUAGACAGCCAGACAUCUGGGGAGACCCUGACACAUGGAUGGCUGAUUGGCUAACUUGCCGGUUUCGCGUCUGUGUUGGCCCGUAGCGGGUGUGAACUAUCUGUUCGUUCUGUUGGCUGUACAGACAGACAGAGACCCCCAAACUUCAUCUCCGUGUGUGGAUCACAUCACAUCACAUCACAGACAUCCUCACACCAUCUCUUUAUCCCCAGUCAUCGCUCUCGUCGGCGAAUGUCUGGGGCACCAAAACGUAGCCAUUCUGUCGGUCCUGCUGGCCCCUUCCGCCACCAGACACACGGGAAGCAGACACAUCCCCGUGGCCAUGUGAGCCGUGUGGGUGUGUCCGCCGCCACACGCGCACCACGCCAUAGAGGGCCCCCAGCACCAACACGAAGCCGCCGGCCACAACCCAUGAGUAGCCGCCGCGAGCAGUGGCCAAUGGGGAGGCGGGCGAGUAGCCCCGCUGUGUGCUGACGAGGGAAGAAGAGGCCGUCUUGUCUCUGUCUGUGUCAGAGGCGGCGGGCAGCUGGCCGGUCUCUGCCCAGUGCGGUGUCUUGAUGGCCUCUCCCUCUGGCUGCUGCUGGUGGGCUGCUGGAUCGGUGUCCUCUGUGUGGACGGCCGCCUCGUGUGUGGCGGUGGCCGGCGGCUGGUAGUGGUGGUCGUCCUCAGCGGUGGCUGUGGUGUUUGUGUCGGCUGCUGCCUCUGUGGUCUCGCUGUCUUUGGGCACACAGUGGACGGCGCCCGUGGCGUCUUUGACACAGACCUCAUCGGCCCUCUCCGUGAGUGUGUCGGUGUGUGUCUCGUUGAGCCGCCGUCUCCCUCUCUCUGUGUGGGUGUCUGUCCGCUUGUGCGCCCAAAUGAGCAGGUCGCCCCACUGGCUGCUGGUGCUGCUGUCGUGUUGGUCUGAUGGGAGGUCCUCUGCAGUGGCCGACUCGAUGGCCGACGUCGACUGAUAGGCCGACGGCAGAGAGAACCUGACAAAAGACACACAGAGAGAGAGAUGUCAGCCGGUCGGUGUGCAGAGGGCUGAGUGUGUGUGUGUGUGUGUGUACCAGUAGUCGGAGUAUGUGUCUGUCGACCAUGGGCGAGUCAUUCUGUGUAUGGCCACGCCGCCGCCACGCAGCAGAGCGGUGACCAACCCAACGGCCUCAACUGAGCUGACAUUACACACACACAGACAGAGAGAGGGACACUCGAGUGUGCUUGUGUGUGUGUGUGUGUGUGUCUGUGUGUUGGUCACACUGUUGGUGUGUGUACCUGCAUUGGUUGGGUGUGCCGUCGAUGUGGUAUGACGGGCCGAGUGCGUCCACAAUGAUGACGUCAUAGCUCUCAUGGCCCUCAUCUGACAGACGCCGCAGCGCGUGUAGGCAGCCCUCACCCAAAGACACUGAACACACACACACACACACAGAGAGACAGAAAGUGGUAAAUAGGCAUAUAUGUCUGUCUGUGUGUGAAGUACCGUCAUUCUGUUUUGGUCUGUGUUGGAAUCCGAAGAGCCCCUCAGCGAUGAUCAGCAGAUUGCUGACGACAUCCACACUCACCAGCCUCACACCCUACACACACGACCGUCUUGACACAAUCCCUCCCUCCCCUGUAUGUCUCAGCUCACCCUCGGUGUGUCGUGGCAUCCCUCCCACACCCUUUGUGCCAUCACGCCACCACCAAACCCGAUAAUCAGCACAUUCAGUGGCGGCCGCGAUGACACCUCCCGUAUGUGUGUGUGGGUCUUGAUGGCCGGGCGGACGGCAUUGGGCGAGAAGGGGACGGGGGAGGGGCUGCUGCACUGAUCCGUCAACCUGAACACAGCCAUCCACACAUCCACUCAAUGCACUCAAUACAAAUGUCAGUGUCAUCAAGGUCACACACACACAUACCAUUCGACGAUCCACUUGACGUAUCCGAGCUGCUUUCCCCGCCCACCUCUCCCUUCGCCAGGCGCAAGAACUGCCGACAAUGGUCCAUGUGUGUUGUCAUGGUGGUGUUUAUAGGGGUCGGUCACAUCGGCCGGCGAGCAGCGGCAGAGGGGGACCAGGUCGGCACAUGACGACGACACCAAAGACGGAUGACGCAACCUGAAGCCAUCGACCUCCCACACGCAGUGUAUCGUUUGCGUGUGCGCGUCUACCUGAAUGUGGUUGACUGACCUUUCAAGGCAGUGAUCAGCGGGUCCCUCACAAGCAGCCACCGACUGGACAGUUCCCAAUCCAUCGCUCUUCCGGUUUCCCCUCAGGCUGCUGCUGGUGGUGUUUGCCAUGGGCACAUAAGUGAGCGUCCUCUCGUUGGUCACCGGGUCAACCCAUAUGCUCAUCUGCAUGUGACAAACGCCAGACAGACAGAAACAUGGCAGAAAUAUGAAUGCAUCUGGAAUGCAAAGCUGACCAUGACGUCCAGCAGCCCCUCUGCAGCCUCCUGGCACAGCAGCACACCGUGAGAUGGUGGCCGCGGCCGACUUCUCUGAGAUGCUGCCGCACCACCAAACACACAAAGCGAUGAAUCCCACUCAUGCCUGCUGACAGUGUGCUGCUGCUUACGAGGCCUGUAGCUGGCGCCCGUGCCCAUGACGGCAAGCGGCGCCUUUCUGAUCUCCUGUAUGACGAGGGAGAGGAACGCCCACGAGGCGAUGCUCCGCACCAACGCCGAUAUGUGACCCAACAUCGCCUGCAUCUUUCACACUCUUUCU